Epinephelus moara (kelp grouper) is the source of this 5562-nucleotide messenger RNA. RefSeq names its product SWI/SNF related, matrix associated, actin dependent regulator of chromatin, subfamily c, member 1a (gene smarcc1a). Gene Ontology annotation, molecular function: histone binding; nucleosomal DNA binding. Bases 43 to 3609 code for a protein of 1188 amino acids. Gene Ontology annotation, biological process: positive regulation of DNA-templated transcription. The record is from RefSeq and is a predicted model, not a curated record. The transcript is spliced from 29 exons. Gene Ontology annotation, cellular component: SWI/SNF complex; nBAF complex; npBAF complex. Lineage: Eukaryota; Metazoa; Chordata; Actinopteri; Perciformes; Serranidae.
AAAACUUGCACGGCGAAAGAAAGACAACGAACAAAACACACAAUGGCGACGGCGGCGACAACGGCAGGCGGAACGGGAUCGGGCGGACCGGCCACCGGCCCGGUAAGCAGCGGCACCGCAGUGGGACGGAAAAAAGACGGUGGUCCGUCCACGAAGUUCUGGGAAAGUUCAGAAACGAUAUCUCAGCUGGAGACGGUGCGGCAGUGGAUCGGAAAGCACUACAAGAAGUACGUCCAGAACGACUCCCCCUCCAGUAAGUCCCUGGCGGGUCUGGUGGUCCAGCUGCUGCAGUUCCAGGAGGACGCGUUUGGACGUAGAGUCAAUAAUCCAGCUCUGACCAAACUUCCUGCAAAGUGUUUCCUGGACUUUAAAGCGGGUGGAGCUCUUUGUCACAUCCUGGGGUCAGUCUAUAAGUUUAAGAGCGAGCAGGGCUGGCGAAGAUUUGACCUGCAGAAUCCAUCCCGCAUGGACAGGAACGUGGAAAUGUUCUUGAACGUGGAGAAGAACUUGGUCCAGAACAACUGUCUGACUCGACCCACGGUGUUUCUGUCGCCGGACAUGGAGCAGAAACAAUCCAGUAAGCUCAAAGACAUCAUCAAGAGGCACCAGGGCUCCAUCACUGAUGACAAGUCCAAAGCCACCCACCACAUUUAUCCGUCUCCACCCCAACAGGAAGAAGAUGAGUGGCUUCGUCCAGUCAUGAGGAAAGACAAACAGGUGUUGGUGCACUGGGGUUUGUCUCCAGACAGCUAUGAUACCUGGGUGUCAGCCAGUGAGGUGGACGGUGAUGUGGAGGAGCCACCAAGCACUGACAGACCAUGGAAGGUUCACGCCAGGUGGGUUUUAGACACUGACGCUUUCAAUGAGUGGAUGAAUGAAGAAGACUACGAGGUGGACGAGAACAAGAAGCCCGUCAGCGUCCGCCAGAGGAUUUUUCCCAAAGAAGAGGAGGGUUUCUGUCCAAUUUUGGAAAUUGCAACGACUACAACUACCACGUCUACGUCUUACUGCAACUACUACAAUUACUGCAACUACUAUGACUACGACAACUGCAACUACUACGACUACUGCAGCUACUACGUCUACGACUAUUGCUGCUACUACGUCUACGACUACUGCAACUACUACAUCUACGACUACUACGUCACUACUAACUCAACUAUUAUGUUCUGUACAGCUGAAUGUCUGAGACACGUCCACUUCCUAUGUCGUCUCACUGACUGUGACUCUGUGUUUGGUGUCAGGAACCCGGGGCCUCACUGGAAGCGUCGGGGCCACAGAGGCGAAGAGGAGGACACGGAGGAGGACAUGACCAAGGACAUGGACGACUCUUCAGCUGGUGCCAGCAUUGAGGAGGGCAGCAUGUCUAAGAAUGCAACUUCAAAGAAAGACAGUGAGAACACUCCAGUGAAGGGAGGGAAUGUGGCCGACCUGGAUGACAUGGAGGAUGACUCUGUGGUGUCCGGUGGAAAGGACGAGGAGGAACAGGGCAAAGCUGAAAUCAACCGACUGAUGGACGCUGGCGAGGACAAUGUGACUGAGCAGACUCACCACAUCAUAAUCCCCAGCUACAGCGCCUGGUUUGACUACAACUGCAUCCAUGAGAUUGAGAGAAGAGCUCUGCCAGAGUUUUUCAAUGGAAAGAACAAAUCCAAGACUCCAGAGAUAUACCUGGCUUACCGUAACUUCAUGAUCGACACAUAUCGCCUGAACCCUCAGGAGUACCUCACCUCCACCUCCUGUCGCAGGAACUUGACUGGGGAUGUCUGCGCCAUCAUGAGAGUUCACGCGUUCUUGGAGCAGUGGGGUUUGGUGAACUACCAGGUGGACUCUGAGAGCCGCCCAUUACCCAUGGGACCUCCACCCACUCCUCACUUCACCGUGCUGGCGGACACACCAUCUGGUCUCAUGCCCCUGAACCACAGACCCCCACCGAUUCCUCCUCAGCAGCCGAUGCCCAACUUUGCAGACAAAGGCAAAGACAAGGCCAUCGACCUGCAGAACUUUGGCCUUCGCACCGACCUCUACAACAAGAAAAAUCUGAAGGGUAAAACAGGUAACUCCACCAGGGAUUGGACGGAGCAGGAGACUCUACUGCUGCUGGAGGCCCUGGAGAUGUUCAAAGACGACUGGAACAAAGUGUCUGAGCACAUCGGUUCACGCACCCAGGACGAGUGUAUCCUGCACUUCCUGCGGCUGCCCAUUGAGGACCCAUACAUAGAGAGCACUGAGGCGGCCCUGGGCCCUCUGGCCUACCAGCCCAUACCCUUCAGCCAGUCUGGAAACCCAGUCAUGAGCACUGUCGCCUUCCUGGCCUCUGUGGUUGACCCCAGGGUGGCAUCUGCUGCCGCCAGAGCAGCUCUAGAGGAGUUCUCCCGAGUACGUGAGGAGGUGCCAGCUGAGUUGGUGGAGGCUCACGUGAAGAAGGUGCAGGAGGCGGCCAGGAGCACAGGGAAGGUGGACCCCGCCUUCGGCCUGGAGAGCAGUGGCAUUGCAGGCACCGCCCCAGAGGAACCAGAAAAGACAGAAACCAGUGAGACAGAGAAGUUGGAGACGGACUCAGACUCCCAGCAGGCCGAUAAGGCGGAGUUGAAGGACGAGGCGGAGAAGCCCAGUGAGUCUGCAGAGAAGAGCGACAAGAUGGAGUCCACAGACAAGGUGAAGAAGGAAGGGGCGGAGGCGUCGGAGCGCGAGGAGGAGAGUGAAGACGGAGGGGAGUCUAAGACGUCUUCAGCAGACAAAGACAAGGAGGAAGCGAUGGAGACGUCGUCCUCGGAGCAGGAGAAGGAGAAAGAGGAGAAGGCAGCUACAGAGGAGGGAGAUGACAAGAGGAAGAAACUGGAGCAUGACAUUGGAGAAGGAAACAUCGCUACUGCGGCAGCUGCUGCGCUGGCGUCUGCCGCCACCAAGGCCAAGCACCUGGCGGCGGUGGAGGAGAGGAAGAUCAAGUCGUUGGUGGCUCUGCUGGUGGAGACCCAGAUGAAGAAGUUGGAGAUCAAGCUGCGACACUUCGAGGAGCUGGAGACGAUCAUGGACCGAGAGAAAGAGGCUUUGGAGCUUCAGCGGCAGCAGCUGCUGACCGAGCGCCAGGCGUUCCACAUGGAGCAGCUCAAAUACGCCGAGAUGAAGGCAAGGCAGCAGAUGGAGCAGCAAGCCGCUGCUGCUGCCGCCGCCGCUGCAGCCGCUGCCCAGGCUCAAGGACAGGGACAGGCUCCUGGAUCUGGACCCCACUCUGGGCCCCCUCCAUCAGGCAUGCACCCUGGAGGGCCCCCACCACAUCACGGAGCACCACUGCCCCACCAUGGAGGGCCUCCACCCGGUGCCGCCAUGCAUCCCGGAUACCCCCCCAUGGGUCACCACCCCAUGGCCCCCCACCACCCAGGACAGACAGGACCGAUGGGACCGGGUCAGCCGAUGCCGGGACGGAUGAUGGCUGGGCCGCCCUCCGCUGGCCCCCCUCCUGGCGGCAUGCCUCCCAUGAUGCCCCCACGCCACCCUGGAGCUCCUAACGGCAUGUACCCCGGACCGCCACCUGCACAGCCCGACGCUGUACCUCCUGUUCCUGUUGGUCCUCCAGUGCCGGCGAGUGGACGAGGGGCCGACAACUGAAACACACACACACACACACACACACACGCUAAACUAAUUCUGUCUCUCUGACGGCCUCCGCUCCAUUUGUUUCCUUCAUCAUCAUCUUCAUCACACACAAACACACACUCAGGGGUAACCCAGUACACACAUGCAGACUUCCUCUCAGGGCGCAGCGGCAACGGUCGUCACAGUGACUGAGGUCAUGUAGUAAUAAACACUGUCUGGUCACACAGAAGCUGAGGAGAAAACGACUGGACUCAAACAACAGAAACUCUGUCUCAUUUUUUUCCUCUUUCCAAUGACACUGUAAGCCCCGCCCCCACGCCAACUCUCCAUAACACACACACACACACACACACACACACACACAGGUGAUGAUGUGAGCCCCGCCCCUCUUCUGUCUUGUCGAGUAUCUACCUCUCGCUCCUCUUAAAAUGAUACACUGUACUCUGUGUGUGUGUGUGUGUGUGUGUGUGUGUGUGUGUGUGUGUGUGUGUGUGUGUGUGUGAUGGCGUUCACUCGUCUGCCUCUGAUGUCAUCUUUGGUCAGGUGCAGACAGGUGGUAGAAGGUGGGUCGAUGUUAACACAGAUGGAAGGAUCUGAUUGGCUCUCGACUGUCAGCUGCGUCGUUUCCUGCUGAAGAUUCAAAUCUUUAAAAAAAAGUGUCAGAAAUACAGAGUUCGAUUUUUCCUCAACAGCUGUCAACUUUGUUUGUCGAGGGUCUUUUUUAUUAAUCAGCUUAAUCAACACACACACACACACACACACAAACUCUCACACUCAGACAUGUAGACUAAGCUGAGGCUCACACUGGAGGCUGCGCACGCACACACACACACACACACACACACACACACACAGACCCCCCACGAAACACUGGACACACACACACACACACACACACACACACACACAGGUAUAAUCUCCUGCUGACCUUCACACACCUGAAACGUGACCACAUGAGUGACGCUCUUUGCUCUUCGUUGGCGCCGUGGGCUUCUAGAUGUUUUUAGGUGCUGAUACCGUAGCGACUAACCCCUCCCUCUUCUCACCUAGUGCUGCCUACCUCGCUAACCCCGCCUCUCGUACACACACCGCCACGGGAAAACUAAGCAAUAUCCUCAUUCCUGUGUUUCAGCAACGAGAAGCAGUUGUGACUCAGCGUUUAGUCUUAGAGUUCCACGUCUGGUGAUGUAGUGGAAAAAACUGGAGCUUAAAGUGGACAGCGAACGCACUGUGCUGGUCGUCUACGAUACGAAGAGAAACUUAACGAGACGUUUACAGAUGUCACGGUGAUCUUCAAGAGUCUGUAAGAAGCACAUGUCACUGAAACAAUGAUCCGAAUUCUGAUUGGUCAGAGGAUUCAUCAGCUGAUUUUCAGAUAAUGAAACAGAUUUUUGUUGAACAAAUUAAAAGUUCAUUCUUAAAAUCUAAGUUUGUUUCCAUCAAUGUGACAUGUAUUAUAAAUUUCCCCUUAAGUUAAAGAUGCAUGUCGGCAGCAACGUUCAGUCGACACAGGUUAAUGAUUACGUGGUCGUAACGUGAAACUCCUCCUCUUCCUCCUUCGCUAGCACUGUUAGUAUCUCUGCUACCUCUUCCUGUUUCACCUGCUCACCUGUUCACCUGCUCACCUGUUAGCUACCUCCUCUUCUAGAACUCUUCCUCCUUCUCUCUGCUACCUCUCUGCUCACCCCUUCACUACCUCUCCUUCACAUUUCCUCUUUUUGUUCCCGCCCACGUGACUGCGACAUCACUGACUGUUGUCAUUCACGGCGCCCUCCCUCCACCCAUCAGGAUGGGCGCCGCCCCCCCACCCCCACAUAUUUACCAUCUUUAAUGAUACGUUUUGUGUUCAUGUAUUUUUAAGAACGAGUUUUGUGUAGAUGGAAGUUUGUAGCAUCUGUUUUCAUUUUGUAUUUGGUCUGUUGGUACCUGGACCUGGACACUGUCGAAUAAAAUGUUUUAUAUGAA